This is a messenger RNA of Clupea harengus (Atlantic herring), 1346 nucleotides long. RefSeq names its product flavin reductase (NADPH)-like. The record is from RefSeq and is a predicted model, not a curated record. Lineage: Eukaryota; Metazoa; Chordata; Actinopteri; Clupeiformes; Clupeidae.
AAACCGGAACGGCUAAUCCGCCGCAUACAACAUGACGACGGACAGUCACUCCCAUUACCAUGUGCCUGUUCAUUGUCGUUAUGUGAACGUUAUCAACUCGGAAGUGGACCGCUGUCAAGGCAGCUACCUGAACUUCAAAGACUGAUCUACGUGAUACAAUAUUUAAAAAUCACCCAAAUUCCUAUUUGUAGUAGAACAAAGAAGUAAUACAUUUAAAGAUGAAGAUUGUCAUAUUGGGUGGCACUGGUCAGACGGGGCAGCACCUAGUAAACCAGGCACUGCAUCAAGGACACAGCGUCACAGCUGUGGUGAGGAACCCGGGCAAAAUGACAGUCACCCAUGAGAAUCUGAAGGUUGUGGAAGGAAGUAUCUUCUCAGAGGAAAGCCUAAAAGCACACUUCCAAGGCCAUGAUGCAGUGGUCUCCUGUCUCGGUUUCCCCACAUCAUUCUUCUCUGGAGUCACAGGCUACACCCAGUCAAUGCAGGCCACCCUUAACGCCAUGAGAGAGACCAAAAUCAAUCGUGUUGUCACCAUGACUUCCUGGUAUACUGCCCCUGGAUCUUCUAACACGGGUCCAUUUUUCAUCCGCAACGUGCUGAUUCCAAUGAUCCAGAGCGUGCUCACCAACAUGUAUGAGAUGGAGAGCAUUCUGAAGAAGAGUGAGGACAUCAACUGGACAGUUGUGCGACCUCCUGGGCUCAAGAAUGCACCUGAAACAGACAAAGAGAUUGUGGCCCAUGAAGGGUACUUUGUCCCUGAUGCCAAUGGACUCCCCACUUCACAGUCUGUUGCCAGGGGUGACGUCGCUCGCUUCAUGCUCUCUCUGCUGGGCACCAGUACUUGGCUGAAGAAGGCUGUCGCAAUCACCACCAUAUGAACUUCCAUCCAUGUUGAUGUUGCCCAGUGCCUCUCAGGGGUUGUUUACGAACCAGGCUGCAAACUUAAACCAAAUCAUUUGAACAUGGUGAUCUAAAAAGUAGUAAGUAAACCAAUAGUCAUGUCACAGGAACCUUCUGUCUGAAAGCUAUUUAAUUCAUCAGGCUUAGUUCUUAGAAUUGUAUUUACAUUUUGUGCUUGGUUUGAAAUAGUGCCAAGUUGACGUUAUGGUCCCUUAUGUAUGUAAGUAAAAUAAGUUGUAUCUAAUCUGAAAUGUAACAUAUGAGGACUGUGUGUUUGGAGGAAUUAGCCUGCAAAACUCUAUACUCCCUUAUUCACUCCUAAAGGCAGAUUACAGGCUUUCACACUCUUAUCACUUUUGUCCAAGAUAUGAGCGUAGAUUGAUUAAUGAUGUCUGAUAUACCUGACUCUAACCAUGUUGUCUGAAUUGGCAUGGUUAGAAAAUAAU